Caenorhabditis angaria is the source of this 279-nucleotide messenger RNA. The record is from the annotation of a GenBank genome assembly. Lineage: Eukaryota; Metazoa; Nematoda; Chromadorea; Rhabditida; Rhabditidae.
AUGUCUGACGCCCCAGCCACCGGAAGCAAAGUAACCUUCAAAAUCACGCUAACCAGUGACCCCAAACUGCCAUUCAAAGUGCUAUCUGUUCCCGAAUCCACUCCCUUCACAGCCGUCUUGAAAUUCGCCGCCGAAGAAUUCAAAGUUCCCGCCGCCACUUCAGCUAUCAUCACAAAUGAUGGAGUUGGCAUAAAUCCAGCACAAUCUGCUGGGAAUAUUUUCUUGAAACAUGGCAGUGAACUUCGCCUAAUUCCAAGAGAUCGUGUAGGAAGUAAUUGA